Messenger RNA from Sorex fumeus (smoky shrew), 1559 nucleotides. Its product is annotated as solute carrier family 2, facilitated glucose transporter member 5-like. Lineage: Eukaryota; Metazoa; Chordata; Mammalia; Eulipotyphla; Soricidae. Gene Ontology annotation, molecular function: fructose transmembrane transporter activity. Bases 1 to 1539 code for a protein of 512 amino acids. The record is from RefSeq and is a predicted model, not a curated record. Gene Ontology annotation, cellular component: membrane. Gene Ontology annotation, biological process: fructose transmembrane transport. The transcript has 12 exons.
AUGGAGGGCCAGGAGCUGGUUCCCGAGCAGGGCCCAGAGCAGGACCCCGGACAGAGGAAAGGGAGGCUGACACGGGUGCUCCUGGCCACUACACUGGUGGCCACCUUUGGCUCGUCCUUCCAGUAUGGCUACAACGUGGCUGUCAUCAACUCCCCUGAGAAGUACAUGAAGAACUUCUACAAUGAGACCCACCACGGGCGCACGGGCCAGUACCUGAGCGAGUCGCUGCUGACGCUGCUCUGGUCUCUGUCAGUGUCCGUGUUCCCCCUCGGGGGUCUCCUCGGCUCCUUCCUGGUCGGCCCUUCGGUGAACAGAUUCGGCAGGAAAGGGACCUUACUGUUGAACAACGUCUUCUCCAUCGGGCCGGCCUUCUGCAUGGGCCUGAGCAGGCUUGCACGCUCCUAUGAAAUGAUCAUCGUGGGCAGAAUCUUCGUGGGGAUCUGCGCAGGGAUCUCCUCCAAUGUCGUCCCCAUGUACCUGGGGGAGCUGGCGCCCAGGAAUCUGCGGGGGGCACUGGGCGUGAUGCCCCAGCUCUUCAUCACCAUCGGCAUACUCAUCGCCCAGAUCCUUGGCAUCACCUUCAUCCUGGGCAAUGACCAAGGCUGGACCACCCUCCUGGGGCUCACAGCCAUCCCAGCGGCAGUGCAGGUGCUCGUGCUGCCCUUCCUCCCCGAGAGCCCCAGGUACCUGCUGAUUCAGAAGAAAGACACGAGCGCAGCCAGGAAAGCUCUGCAGAGGCUCCGGGGCUGGGAGCACGUGGAGGAUGAGUUGGAGGAGAUCCGGCAGGAGGACGAGGCCCAGAAGGCGGCGGGCACCGUGUCGGUGUGGAAGCUCUUCCUCACGCGCUCCCUGCGCUGGCAGCUGGUCUCGACCAUCUGCCUCAUGGGCGGCCAGCAGCUGUCCGGAGUGAACGCGAUCUACUACUACGCCAACGAGAUCUACACCAACACGGGCAUAGAGCCAAGCCAGGUCCAGUACGUGACGGUGGGCACUGGCGCCAUCAACGUGGUGGCCACGCUGGUCUCUGUGUUCGUGGUGGAGCUGCUGGGGCGUCGUGUCCUGCUGCUACUUGGCUUCCUGCUCUGUGGCGGGGCCUGCUGCGUGCUCACGGCAGGCCUGGUCCUGCAGGACACCGUCUCCUGGAUGAGCUACCUCAGCAUCACCUGCAUCUUCUCCUACGUCGUGGGCCACGCCCUUGGACCCAGUCCCAUCCCUCCACUGAUCAUCACUGAGGCCUUCCUGCAGUCCUCCCGGGCGUCCGCCUUCAUGGUGGGGGGCACGGUCCACUGGCUGUCCAACUUCACGGUGGGGCUGGUCUUCCCCUUCAUCCAGCGCUCCCUGGGUGCUUACAGCUUCAUCAUCUUCGCCUCUGUGUGCUUCCUCACCGCUGUCUACAUCCUCCUGGUCCUCCCCGAGACCAAGGGCAAGACGUUCGUGGAGAUCAGCCAGAUGUUCGCCAAGAAGACGCCAUCGGCCGAUGAUGUCCAGGGCAAGGGGGAGCUCAGGGACCUGCCUCCCGCUCCUGUGGCCGCUAGCUGAGGGGACCACAGGGUUUCCUG